Temnothorax curvispinosus is the source of this 1090-nucleotide messenger RNA. RefSeq names its product E3 ubiquitin-protein ligase cblA-like. Gene Ontology annotation, molecular function: ubiquitin protein ligase activity. The transcript is spliced from 4 exons. Gene Ontology annotation, biological process: protein ubiquitination; ubiquitin-dependent protein catabolic process. Lineage: Eukaryota; Metazoa; Arthropoda; Insecta; Hymenoptera; Formicidae. The coding region runs from base 49 to 720 and encodes 223 amino acids. The record is from RefSeq and is a predicted model, not a curated record.
UUAGAAUCAUUUAGUCACUUUCAUGAAACUUAUUUAUAUAAUUUGGACAUGACUGACGAAGAAAUUAUAACCAGUGAAAACGAUAAUUAUGAAAUUUGUACCGAUUUUCUGUCAGAAAGUUGCAAUUCUACAUCGGAGGAACCUCUGAGAAUUGCUAACAGUAAUAUAAAUGCAAACAUUUCCGGAGAUUUACUUACAUUAGUGCAAAGACAAGAUUCUGUUAAAAAUGAGCAGUUACAAGACGAACAAUUCACUUCCGAAAAUGCAACUGAUAUGGAUGUCACAAUCAACAACACAAGAAAUUUUACUUCAGCUAAUCCGAUAAUUACAACGGAAGACACACAAAAUACAAAUAACAUUUCCAAUUUAUCACAAUCUAAUAAUGAAUUUGGCGAAGAACGCAUUUAUAACAUUCCAGAAGAUGAUUUUGGAUAUUGGUACGAAGAUCAAGAAAGUACCUUAGAAAGCGACUGUGUACCCUAUCACAAAGUCGAAAGACAUUCUCUGGAAACGUGCGAAGAAAAUCGAGAAACGAAGAGAUCUGACCGUACGUGCACUGCUUGCAUUGAUGCUGAAGCGAAUCAAGUUUUCAUACCGUGCGGUCAUAUCUGUUGUUGUGAAGAAUGUGCUAAUCAUAUUAUGCGCGAGAAUGAUUAUGUUAAAAAAUGUCCGAUUUGCAAAGAAGAAAUUUCAACGGUCUACAAAGUAUAUAUGUCGUAAACAAAUUUACAUCUUAUUCUAAAUAUAUGAACAUUUAGGAUUGCCUAUAACUUUUAAUAUUCAAUCGGAGACAUUUGUCGGCCAUACUUUGAAAGAUUCGUUUUUAAUGUAACGGUAUUAUAUGUAUAUGUUAAGCAUUAUGUACUACGUACAAAAGACUGUAUGCAAGCUAAUCUGAAACUAUUGUUAGUUUUUCACAAUGUUGUAAGGUAGAGUGCAAUCAUACCAAAAUAAUUUUUUCUUAUAAGUGUAUUUUACGUUAAUUAAUAAUAGGAUUUUGUUUUAUGUUUUGUUUUAAACAAGAAAGAACGGGCGUACGUACUGCUUUUCAAAUGUGAGCUAUGUUUAAAAAAAAUAAGUUUUGUUUCAU